Molecule: messenger RNA, 11070 nt
Organism: Varanus komodoensis (Komodo dragon)
Lineage: Eukaryota; Metazoa; Chordata; Lepidosauria; Squamata; Varanidae
Gene: PRKCE
Product: protein kinase C epsilon
Exons: 15
Coding region: 110-2335 (741 amino acids)
Biological process (GO): protein phosphorylation
Molecular function (GO): diacylglycerol-dependent serine/threonine kinase activity; ATP binding
Source: RefSeq, a predicted model, not a curated record
CCCCACUCUUUCUUUCAAACCUGCUUUCCUAUUUAUUGGAGAAAUCCCCCAGGAUCUCUCCUCACGCCAGAGUGUGCUUAAUCCCAGGGAAAAGUGAAGCCAUCUAACCAUGGUGGUUUUCAAUGGCAUGCUGAAAAUUAAAAUCUGCGAAGCGGUGAAUCUGAAACCCACAGCUUGGUCGCUAAGGCAUGCCGUGGGUCCCAGGCCACAGACCUUUCUUCUGGACCCCUACAUUGCCCUCAACGUGGACGAUUCCCGGAUUGGGCAAACCUCGACAAAGCAGAAAACCAACAGCCCUGCCUGGAAUGAUGAAUUUGUGACUGACGUUUGCAAUGGCAGGAAGAUUGAGAUGGCUGUUUUCCACGAUGCCCCCAUUGGGUACGAUGAUUUUGUGGCUAACUGUACUAUCCAGUUCGAGGACUUGCUGCAGAACGGGAGCCGCCACUUCGAGGACUGGAUUGAUUUGGAGCCAGAAGGAAGAGUGUACGUCAUCAUAGAUCUUUCAGGCUCAUCAGGUGAAGCACCUAAAGACAAUGAAGAGCGAGUGUUUAGGGAGCGGAUGCGCCCCCGGAAGCGCCAGGGGGCAGUGCGACGCAGGGUCCAUCAGGUUAACGGGCACAAGUUCAUGGCCACCUACCUUAGGCAACCAACCUACUGUUCUCACUGCCGAGACUUUAUAUGGGGAGUGAUAGGAAAGCAAGGGUACCAAUGUCAAGUUUGCACUUGCGUCGUCCACAAGAGGUGCCAUGAGCUUAUAAUAACAAAAUGCGCCGGCUUGAAGAAGCAGGAAGCUCAUGACGAGGUGGGCUCCCAGCGCUUCAGUGUCAACAUGCCACACAAGUUCAGCAUUCACAAUUACAAAGUGCCCACCUUCUGUGACCACUGUGGUUCAUUGCUCUGGGGACUCCUGAGACAAGGUUUACAAUGCAAAGUUUGCAAGAUGAAUGUACAUAGACGCUGUGAAACAAACGUGGCUCCCAACUGUGGAGUGGAUGCUAGAGGGAUAGCUAAAGUCCUUGCAGAUCUUGGUGUCACCCCAGAUAAGAUCACUAAUAGUGGACAAAGGAGGAAGAAGCUUGUUCCGGGUGCAGAAUCUCAGCCACCAGUUCCUGGAUCCUCACCAGGAGAAGAUGACCGGUCAAAGUCAGCACCAACCUCCCCCUGUGACCAAGAAAUUAAAGAGCUUGAAAAUAACAUCAGGAAAGCAUUAUCGUUUGACAAUCGAGGAGAGGAGCACAGGGGGGCAGCAACAACCUCACCUGACAACCAGCUGAACACACCAGGGGAGAAUGGUGAAAAUGGGGAGGUCAAGACACAGACAAAGCGCAUGGGCCUCGAAGAGUUUAACUUCAUUAAAGUGCUAGGAAAAGGCAGCUUUGGAAAGGUUAUGCUAGCUGAGCUAAAAGGUAAAGAUGAAGUAUAUGCUGUGAAAGUCUUAAAGAAAGAUGUCAUUCUACAAGAUGACGAUGUGGACUGUACAAUGACAGAAAAACGAAUUCUAGCGCUGGCUCGGAAGCAUCCCUACUUAACCCAGCUCUACUGCUGCUUCCAAACCAAGGACCGCCUUUUCUUCGUCAUGGAAUAUGUCAAUGGAGGAGACCUGAUGUUUCAGAUUCAACGCUCUCGCAAAUUUGAUGAGCCCCGCUCCCGCUUCUACGCUGCAGAGGUCACAUCGGCACUCAUGUUUCUCCAUCAACAUGGCGUCAUCUACAGGGACCUGAAACUGGACAACAUUCUUCUGGAUGCAGAAGGUCACUGCAAACUGGCUGACUUUGGGAUGUGUAAGGAAGGGAUCUUGAAUGGAGUAACAACUACUACCUUUUGUGGAACGCCAGACUACAUAGCUCCAGAGAUCCUCCAGGAAUUAGAGUAUGGUCCCUCUGUAGACUGGUGGGCACUAGGUGUUCUCAUGUAUGAAAUGAUGGCUGGGCAGCCCCCCUUUGAAGCUGACAACGAAGAUGACCUCUUUGAGUCCAUUCUCCAUGACGAUGUGCUGUAUCCAGUGUGGCUUAGCAAAGAAGCCGUCAGCAUUCUGAAAGCGUUUAUGACAAAAAAUCCAAAUAAGCGGCUCGGCUGUGUGGCAGCUCAGAAUGGCGAAGAUGCUAUUAAGCAGCACCCAUUCUUCAAGGAAAUCGACUGGGUUCUUCUAGAACAAAGGAAAAUCAAGCCACCCUUCAAACCUCGGAUUAAAACCAAAAGGGAUGUAAAUAACUUUGAUCAAGACUUUACACGAGAAGACCCAAUAUUAACACAAGUGGAUGAGACAAUUAUAAAGCAAAUCAAUCAAGAAGAAUUUAAAGGCUUCUCAUAUUUUGGAGAAGAGCUGCUGCCAUAAACCCCACCCCCAACCCCAGCCAAAACUGGGAUCACCAGAUCACUGAUACUGCAAGAUGUGCUUCUGAAAAGAUCCCCCAGCUACAACAUCAAGAGCUACUUCUCUGAUCAUGAGCCCAGAUCCCCUUACUUUAUACUAUCUAUUUAUUGAUAUUUUUCUUUCUUCUUUGAUCUGGAGGCACUCCUAAUCUCUCUCUCACUAAGCAAUGCAAAGUAUUUUGUAUCAGAAACUGUAAAGGUAACACAUUGCUGUUGUUUCUUGCUGCUGUAUUUUUUAUUGCCUUUUUUCACCUUCUCAAUUUGGGAUCUUUCUGUUAUCCCCCAGGAAGGCUGUGACUUGCUGAUUUUCAUUAUUAUUAUUAUUAUUAUUAUUAUUAAAUCUAGCACCUUCAGACUGACUCAGUCAUUUUUGAGGUAAAAAAGUCACUCGAAGCUUUUAUAAUCCAUUUUUCACACUGGAAAGUGUGGUCUAAGCCAGGGGUAGGCAGAAAGUAGGUCUAAAACAUCUACAGAUGAUGAUGACAAGGAUGAUGAGUGAUUUUAUUUCUACACUGCCCAGUAGCCAAAGCUCUCUGGGCUUUGUGGUUUGUGAGAACACCACGUCUGCCUUCUGCCCACAUCUGGCCUAGAGAAUGGUGCCCCCUGCAUGCUCAGAUUGUGAGAGGCAGUAAAUAACCAUCACAAGGGAAAGUUUGUGUAUUACCUGUACACUGACGGAGUGGAAGUCAGCUCAGGUGACUUGCUCACCUUGGGUGUAAUCCUAUAAACCAGCUGCAAGAUUUACUGCCCCAACACGAUCCCAGAAGACACUGAGUUGGAGCCAAACAUAGGGCAAUUGUAUGCAUGUUUCGACAGAAAAAGGCCUUACAAAUCCCAGCAUGCCCAAGCCAGCCAUGCUGGGAGUCAUGAAACUGUUUUCUGUCAAACCAUGCGUAGGAUUGUGCCUUUAGUCAUAAGACCUUAAGCCCUGUUGAUCUCAGGGGCCUACUCUAAGUAAGACUAAAGCUGGAUCCAAGCCGGUAGGUUCUCUCAGCACAGGAGAUGCAGAUCUAAAAUGGGUGAAAGCGUUGCCCUUGAUUUCAGCAGAGGCAAAGCACAGGCACUGCAGGCACAACUCCCCACUGCAGAUCUGGGGGUCCCAGUGAGCCAUACUCCUUUAACAGGGGCACCCCGAAUUUCUUUUGCAUGAGAAGCAUGUGCCGGAGGCUGUAGUUUUGACCUGAGGCGUGGGCAGGGGGCGCACCGCCUUCCCCCCACGCCAUUCCACCUGCCAGGGUUGUACCCCUGCUUCCCCUCGCCCCCAAGGAUUCCAGAUGGCUGUUUGCCAGAGCAAACAUCCGUCGGGCACCCUUUGUGGGGGAGAAGUGUUUGAGAGCCAUUCUGAGUAGGGGGAAAAGGUUACAUGCCCCUCCACUCUUUUCAGACCUCCUGCCUCCCAGGGCUGCUUUUCGUUUAUUUAAAAGUGAACAAAAAAAAAAAAAAAAAAAAAAAAAACAUUUGGGCUUCAUUACUUGUAAUUGCAUGUAGUUUGUAGUUUUUUCCAUUGCUUUGUUGAAAUAAUUGGGGCAUAUUUCUGAACAAAUAAGUUUAGAGUAUCAGCAGAGUUGUGCAGCUAUUAAAAGGCUAUGAAAACACUUCUAUCCCUAUUCUAAGGACACAGAUGCGCACUUGAGGCCAAGCUAAAUGGGAUGUUAGCCACGUGCUAAUGAGGAGGGGUGUGAAAGCCUGCGUUGCAGGCAUGGGGGCCCUGAUCCAGACACAGUCGCUGGCAUCAGGAUAGCAGGAGCAACUUCUUGACUGUUGCUUUGGUCCAGAGGCCCAACGCCUGCAUUUUGCUCGAGAAAAAAGCUUCCACCAGAGCAAAUGGAAGUUUUCCCACUGCCAGCCCCAGUGCAAAGUGUUGGUGAAAGGGGUCCAGCCUGAACUGGGAUUGCAAGCUUUCCUGAUGCCUGCAAUUUUUGUUUAGAGGAUGCUGCCUGCAAGAGCCAACCAUCUGAGCCGCUUCUCAUUUGGCCCUUAGAAGCAAGUCUUACUGAAAUUUCUGAAUCUUCUUCCAGAUAAAUAUGUGGUUUCCAGUGAGCACCAAAACAAACUUCAGGCACCCAAGUGAAAAAUUCAGCUCUGAAACGACAUACUAUUUAUACCACCUGCUGUAGAAUAAAGCACUGGAAUGUAUUUAUGUCGGUAUCCCUCCCAGUCAGUACACCUAAUGUGGGCGCCGUGAGACAGCUGCUUGAAUUGCUUCCACAAAUUACCUGUCCUUUGUUUUGAGGAAGAGUUGAACAAAUUCACCCAUUCUUCCAUAACAAAUUGGGACUGCAAUCAAAGAAAGCUAUUUAAAGCAGCCCCCAUUUGGCGGCUGAGUCUUGUGUAUCAAUUGAACUCGAAAUGUUUAAAAUUGGCGCAUUCACUGGGAUAUGUUGAUAGGCUGAAGGAGGGUGUUUAUCUUGUUCAGACCUGAAAAAGAGAGAGAGAUUGGCAUGGUUCAUACACAAAACCAAGCCAUGGUGUAGUUUGUUGAAGUCUGGCUUGACGCUGUGACUGAACCAUCCUGACAAAGAAAUCAUGGUCAUUAUAAUCCAUCUAUAAUCCACAAAUAGAUCCAGUGAUUGGUUAUUGGCUUGUGACAUUUAACUUUUUAAAACCAUGGCUUUUUGAGAUGGCUGAAUCCACAUCCAUGGCUUAACCCUGGCUUGUUUGGGCUGCUAUCUAACAGAGUUGCCCAGCAAAACAGAUAGAAAAUAAAAAUCCUCUCAAGGCUGGCAAUAUGCUGGGGUGGUGGUAGAGAGAAACAAACCAGAAGUAGGGAAAACAAUUUGAUUUGUUUGCUUGUCUGCAAGACAAUUCAAGGCUAAAGCUAAAAUGCAUUGUUAACUUAAACCAUGGCUUAGCAUUAGAUAGUCACAAGGCAUGGGUAUAGUAUUUUUCUGACUGGCAAAGGCAGCCAUGUUUAUGCUCCAAAGAGAAGAAACAGCAUAAAAGCCAUGAAGAAGCUCUCUUUCUUGAACAAAUUCAUCAUUCUGAUGCAGAACCAAGCGUGUUCUGUAAAAGGCACACCCAGAGCUUCUGCUUUUUCUGAUUUAAGAGGAAAAGGCAGAUUUGCACAAUCGGGAGUCACAUGCCUAUAGGGAAUUUGUUGGUCUGCCAGUCUAGGAACUGGCACAAAAAAUAGCCACUGUUCCUACUAGCCACAGAUACAUUCAUGUCCAAAAUGUGAUGCAUGGGCUUUCUGGGAGACAUUAAAUCCCAGAAACAUUUGGGGUGAGGAUUCCAUCAGGCUUGAUUUCAAAUCCGUGCUUUUAAACAAUGUUAACUAGUAAGGCUGAGGCAAGGAUUAUUUCCUAAAUAGAGGACAGUGCAGGCUUCCCCCCACCCCCUAAAAAUUAUGUGGCAUUGCACUAUCUAGCUGGAUAAAGCCAUCAUUUCACAUGCUAAAGGCAGCUCUGGGCCCCUUGGUCAGUGCUGUCCAAGAACUACUAGCUUGGGCUCAGUGGAAAGGAAAAGAAGAGAGAAGGGAGAUUGCUUCCUUUGGGAAACAAUCAGAUGGGAAUAGAGAAGCUGAGAGUGCAAUAGGGAUGGAAGUGCUAUCAUUCAGUGUGCCAAAGAAACUUGGGUCCCAUUUAUUUCAGUAGGUCUGCGCAACGUCUAUCUAAAAGCAGCCUCUUCUGUGCACAGAUUCCGAUUCCCAUUGACUAUGGUAGGGCUUAUUUCUGAGUAAAUAGGUGUAAGAUUGCUCCAAAAAUGCACUUGUGGAAGUGGAUGGGAAUUUGUUUCUGGAGUACAUGAACUUCUUCCAGAAACCAGUUACAUCCAGUUUCGUAACCCAAGAAUGCAGAUUACUGAGCGAGAGAAGCAUCUCUUACCAAAUCUCACCAGCAAGCCACACUGUGACACUUAAACAGAUGCAGCAAAAAUAUUUACCAAAAAUACAUAUAUAAAAAUAUAAAUACCAAAAACGCACUUCUUUACAAGACUAUGGGCUUAACAAGUAUUAGAAACAGUCUGUCUGAAGGAGUUACAGCCAAUUAAAAUAGAUAAAGUUGUCUUGGAAAUUAUUUCAGGGAAAAUGCUUUUUUUCUAAGAAAACAUAACCAUGAUUUUUUAGAACUUUAUUUUUAGAACUCGUUUAAAGAAUUAGAAGAAAAACAAAACAAAAACAGAUGCUUUAAAGACAGGUGUUAAAGGGCUAAAGAGUGGACAGAUUCUCCAAAAGCCUAUAAUGGCUUUAAUAAAGCCAUGUAGGUUUUCUACAAAUUUUACAGUUUCUUCAGCAUGUACAUGAUCAUCCUUCCCUAGCAAAACUAUAGAAAAAUUAGUGUGUGGAUCCUUUUCUACUCUUCUAUGAUUCUAUGAUUCCUGGCAUUGACACAAUGGCAGGCAUGAAUGAGGGGGGUAAAGACAAAAAAGUCAAGUUUUUAUUCUGUGGUAUCAGAUCUGAAGACUUGCCCACUUGAAUGACUUGGGUUCUUGAUUGUUUAUUUUUAAUAUUUUUUUAAUAGCAGUGUGUUACUUUUACAGGCUUUUACAAAAACACAACACAAAUACAUUGGGCAUGAUCCUUCUGUGUGCAUAGCCUCUCCCACUAUUCUCCCUUGCUGACCUUUGGCCAGGAGUGAUGCACUGCAGGGGAUACAUGAGGCCCAAACACGACACCCAUGUGUGGAUCCGGCCCCCGCCCCCUCCUCAAAUCUUCUUCAUGAUUACCUGAGAACACGAGGAUUCCUCGGAUCUAAGAACGGGAGAUGCAUACGGACCUUGCAUACUGGACAGUGGCUGAGGACCGAACUCAAAACAAUGCUCAAUGUGUUUUUAUAUUUAACAUGCAUUUUGGAAGGAAAACAAAGAUGUUGUGGAUGUGUGAUUGUCACCAGGUGAGCAUCAGAGGAAGAAAGCAUAGACCCCAGCCCCUGUCUGCUGUGAUCCCAGGAACGAUUGAUCCCUCCAGCAGCUGCUAUUUCCUCUUCAGCUCUGCCUGCGUCAAACACAAGGACCCAUUUCAUGCCAUCGCUCCUGGCCAAGGCUCAGAGGGGAAGAGGGAUGCACACAGUGGCAGCGUGUUUGCGCAUCGCAUGAUACUGUACUACUUUGCCAUGGGUCCAGCUGGGUCAUGCCCAAUAAAUACUACUGUUCUUUUGUUUUUAAUGUUUUGGGAAAAAAAUCUGGUAUGAAUAUUGCUCUAUAGGAAGAAUACAAAGCCAAGCAAACCCAUUCAUCCUGUGAAAAUGCAUUAAGAGACUGAAGAUCAAGAUUCACAAACUGACAUUGCUGAGAGUUGUACAUGGAUUUUCUUGUGUAGUCAUUAAAGAUAUGGUAACUCAUGUGGAAAAUACAUUAACAAAUGUGAAGUUACCACCUGUAGAUAUGCUGACAGUGUUAUGUUCUUAUAUUUCUGGGAGUACCUGUGUUUGUGUGUGUGUUUGCGUGUGUGUGCGUAUGUUCCUGUAUUGUUGAGGUCUAUAUAUACACAUACAUGCAUAUAUAUAUAUAUAUAUAUACACACACACACACACACAUAUAUAUAUAUAUAUAUAUAUGGACUGAAUGAGCAGUUAAGGGAAUCCAUUUUACUUGUUGCACUUGGAUUUUCCAAUUUUAUAUAUAUAUAAAUGUGUGUGUGUGUGUGAUUGGCAGAGUGGCACUCUAAAAGCUUAUUUCUUUAUUAUUUUACUUAGGGUUUGUUUUCUGUUUCUGAGGGGUUUUUUCCCUUUUGUACAGGUGAGGAUUUUGUAUAUAGGUGUUUACUGCAAGGCCUGUGGAAUUCAAUGAAUAUAGAGGUAUCAACUGCUGCAUGUUCAGACAUAUUAUUAAAAAAGUUAGCCUAUGAAAGAUUAACUAUGAUAAUGUCCAUGUGCAAUACUCUGUUUGUGUACUGGUUCUACUUAUGCUGUCAAAAAUGAGGGUUUUUUUCCCUAUUUGUUUGUUUUUCUGUUACAAAAAAGAAGAAAAAAGACAUAGACCUAUAUUCAGCUGUACAAAAUUGCCUGUAUAGUUCUCUUAAACUCUCUGUGGGAUGAUAGAGAUGGAGAGCAGGGACUGAGUAAAGGAAGAAGGACCUCUGUUGGCAGGAGGAGUCGGUCAGGCCCUGUCCUCCGUCUGUCUCUGCGGCACGGAAACCGCUGCAGGCAGGUUUCGUCCCCCGCUUCUCACACGCAUGUAUUGUGAGGCACCCAGGUCUGUAUGGGAGGAGUUUCAUGCCAGUGAUAGGGUGGCCUUGUAUCCCAUUUUACAGGGACAGUCCUCUAUUUGAAGGGCUGCCAGAGGACCGUCCUCUAUUUGAAAUACCUCUGUUUGAAGGGCUGUCCAGUCCAGUUCUGGUUUAAAGAGAGGGACCCCUCCGAACUGUUGCCCAUCGCCACUGCAAACUACACGGCAGGCGCACCGGUCACCUAGUCACAGUCUUCCCCAGGAUGAUGAGAUGUACUGUACUCCUCCUUAAAUUAUACGAAUCCUUUCAAAAUGUGCAUCUGUACAUGCAAAUUAGCAUAUGAAAAUUUAUGCAAACCACUGCACUCUUGUCUAUGUUAGUGGAGUGUUCCCUCCUUUUUGGUGAAGCAUAGGUGGCCACCCUAACCAGACUGCAUCAGCACCCUGCACCCAGCACCCGCCAGGGCCCAGUUCCUGGCAUGACCAGCCACUGCUGAUGCCUGCUCCGUGUCCCCCAUCCAAACAUGGCUUUGGCUUCCUACUUUGAGCAGCCGUGGGCAGCUGCCCUGUCAAUCUCUCACAGCGCCCCUGCCCUGUUGUCUCUCAGGAGCACUCUGGGAGACUGGAACAUGCGGUUGGACGCGUACUGCCCGGAACACUGCGGCUGCCUCCACCGGGCCAGCCAGAGCGGUUCCAGAGGAGGUGGCCCACCAAAGGUCACGUUGCCCAGGGCUCCUCCAACCGCGACCAGUCCUGCCAGUGGCGAUCACAUCCCCCACUAUCCAGAAGGCACAACCAGCCUGGGGAGAGAGCCAGGACGAGCUCCUCUUAGGCUGCCUGCGGCUCCCUGUGUUACUGAAGGGGCGUGGGGCGAAGCUGCAGCACACGGAAGCCUCCUAGGAAGCCAGCCCAGGCUGCCUUCUCAACAGGCGGGAUGAGGCUAGCAUCAGGUUUGCAUUCACUUUGAGCGAUGACGACAUUCAAUUUCAUUACAACGGGGUGUGUGUGUUUCUUUUAAACUCAGGUGUAAUGAUUAUAUAUACAUAUACAUACAUACAUGCAUAUAUAGAUAUAGAGAUAUAUCUAUAUGUAUGUGUAUAUAUAGAUAGAUAGAUGUAUUCAUAUGAUGAUUAUAAAAUAUUAAAUAUUAUGCUAUAUCAAGUCAUGUGUUGUCUGGCUUACCAAUGUAAUAAUGGAUCAAAACCUUUUAGAAUAAUUUAAUUUAUCUUGUUAAAAAUGGAAGGGCUGGGAGUGGGGGGGGAUAAAAGGUCGCCCCAGCUUCUAGAGUGGAAGCACAGAAACGUCACAAAGGUUUCAUCAUCUCAUUAUUUUAUGUCUAUUAAAUAAUAAAAUAGAGGGGAGGGGAAAAUAAUGUAAAGCUGCCCGCUAGUUUUCUAUAUGAUAGCUAAUACAAGCUCCGUGUAUUUCUGAUGCAUGUUAGCUUUGGACAUCCAGUGCAAGAACUGACAAUGCUAAGUGGUCUUUUCCGUAGGUUAAUGGCAGUUUUGGAGGUAUCAAGUGGUCUUCUGAAGCUGCUCAGACAUUAGCUAGAACUAUUGUACAGUGCACUAAUGUUUGUAUGGAAUGAGAUGCCUUGAUACAAAAUUAGGAUUGGCCUUUUUAUACAAAGGAAAGUAUUGCAUUCCACAAAGCAUGUGUAUGCAAACUUGUGGACUGUGUGACUCCUUCAUUCCUGGCAUGAAAAUCUCCGACAAACAUUCAUUCUAAAACUGCCCCAAAAGCCACAUUUUUGUCUUUUGGGAUGCUGAGUAAAAAAGCCCAAACCUUAGCAUGGGCAGAUCUGUGGCAUCUGCAAUCUGGAAGGCCUUUGUUUCAAUCCAGCCAGAGGGGUUCUUUGGUGGGUGUUUCCAAUACAAAGAUGCAUGCAGGAUACACACCUGCAUCUGAGGUAACACAUCCGCUCACCUGAGCCCUGCUGAGCUGUCUGGAUGCUGGAAACUGCAAGGCCACCAGAUGGUACUUGUGACCACAUCUGGAUGGGAGAUCAGUGGGAUUUAAGCAGACAGUCCUCAGCACAAGUGAAUUCCAUUCAAGUAAUUUUCUGCUCAACAGGCUUUGUCUUUAACUUUGAAUUCAUUUAAAAAGAAAAAUGCUAUUAGAUUUCUUCUUCUUUCAUGAAGUGUUUCCAUCUGUUGGGAGGAAAGGCAGCAUUCAAGAUAUGCAAAAUUGCCAAACAACAAUUUGAAGUAAUCAGAUAAUUUUCACUUUCUCUAUGCUUUAGAAACACUAUUUAGUAAGAAUGUGUUUUUCCCCCCAUACAGUGAAAAUAAUGCCAUCUCUCCAAAAAGGCUUAUAUGAGAGAAAGACAGACUUCUUUUGAAAUUAUGUGCAAAAUAGUUCUGGGGGGAAAAUACAAAAAGUACUCAGUUUUACAGGAGUGGGGAGGUGUCUUUUUUAAUUGUAAGGCUUUCUUUGUACAGAUUUUUUCUUACAGUUGUAAUUUGAAUCUCUUGCCAUUCAUUAGGGUAAUUUCAUUGUAGCCAUUAUUACUGUGCCAAAUGUACUGUAUUCUAAAGGAUGUGAAUGUGUAUUGUUUCAGAACCUAAUAAAUACAAGGAUGUUAAAAACUUA